Molecule: messenger RNA, 1425 nt
Organism: Exaiptasia diaphana
Lineage: Eukaryota; Metazoa; Cnidaria; Anthozoa; Actiniaria; Aiptasiidae
Product: mucin-2
Cellular component (GO): extracellular region
Source: RefSeq, a predicted model, not a curated record
CCUGCACAGUUGAGUCGGCACAUUUAAAAAGGAUGUAUGCUAUACUUCUGUUGAUUGCGUUUUCUUACAGAGUUUGUAGUGGUCUCGAUGGAUUUGAUUCUAAUUGCCUCAAAUCACACAACCAAUACAGAUCCAAACACGGUUCUCCACCAUUUGUCUGGUCAGAGUCUCUUGCUGCACAAGCUCAGAAAUGGGCUGAUCACUUGGCAAAAACAGAUACAUUUGAACACGAUUACGAAUCGAUAAAAAAAUUUCAUCAAGGCGAAAAUUUAGCGUAUUUUACUCCGCCAAGAAGUAAGUGUAUGAGUGAUAAAGGGGAAGACUGCGUUCAGUGCUCGGAAAUGGUAGCAGACUGGUACAACGAAGUUGAUAACUAUGACUUCGAYUCUACUAAAUCCAGCAAUGGCAAACCAAUACUGCACUUUACACAGGUUGUGUGGAAAGAAACCACUGAGCUUGGUGUCGGAACAGCAAUYAGUAAUGGGCAAUUUGGUUUCAUUACUGUUGCUAGGUAUAGUCCACGUGGUAACUUUGGAUACCCUGCCGAUUACAGAAAGAAUGUGCUUCCUGCAGGAACACCUCCACCUGCKCUUCCUCCUAAAACACCUGAAUCACCUUCUCCAACACGUUAUCCAUCGACGUCUCCACCACGUUCUUCUUCGACUUCUCAAUCUACAAAUGCUGCGGGAUCGACAAAACCAACACAAGCAACCACAAAGGAAACAACGAGCUCUAAUACAGGCCCCACGUCUCAAGAAGAAGAAUGUGAAUUCUUUAUCAUCACUACAGUUACCAAAGAGAAAAAAAUUAUCCAGAAAUGCAAAGGGAAACCAAACGCAACCUAUGUCCUCGAACGUUCAACCGAAAAACCAAUUACUCAGCACUAUACAGUCCAUCAGACCACUCCAUCAACUACACCAUCAACCACAAAAACAUCUCCAGCAUCAACAACAAAAUCCUACACAACAACAACAUCAACAACAACCACAACAGCAGCUCCAGUAUCAACAACAGAAACCUACACAACAACAACCACAACAACAGCUCCAGAAUCAACAACAGAAUCCUACACGACAACAACAACAAAUACAGCACCGCCGACGUCUUCGGUGAUAACAACAACAGCAACAACCACAAGUACAGUUCCUACAACAUCAACAUCUGCACCAGCAACAAAUGAGCAACCAACAACAGUAGGUCCUACUGCUGCACCCUCAACUACAGCAGCAUCGACUGGUGCAACUACUACUGCAAUAGAAUCAACAGCAUCAUCCCCUACUACAAAAAUAUCAUCAGCUGCGCCACCAACAACCGGAGUUGUCGCAUCUAAAGCAACACCAUCAUCAGGUUCUCUAACAACAGYAUCAUCGGCACCAUCAAUUCCGSCAUCACCUGUGGCGACACCAGGAACUGCGCCACUAGAAG